UUCAUCUCCUCGGUGAACUGGGUUUACCUGCAUCACAGAAAGAUGUCUUGCUCCAGCCUGUGCUAUCCAGAAUGCGGGGUGGCCCGGCCCAGUCCAGUUUCCGGCAGCUUCAAUGAGCCGUGCGUUAGGCAGUGCCCUGACUCUGAAGUGGUCAUUAGACCAUCACCCGUUGUUGUAACCAUCCCAGGACCAAUUCUCAGCAAUUUCCCUCAGCAGAGUGAAGUGGCAGCUGUAGGAGCACCUGUGGUCGGAGCCGGCUAUGGGGGCUCAUUUGGUCUGGGGGGAUUGUACGGCUAUGGAGGCCGUUACGGCGGACUGUAUGGUUUAGGAGGAUUAGGUGGUUAUGGGGGCCAUUAUGGUUACGCGGGAUUGUGUGGUUAUGGGGGCCGUUAUGGUUACGGGGGAUUGAGUGGUUAUGGGGGUCGUUAUGGUAGACUGUGUGGUUACGGGGGAGGUUACGGUUAUGGAGGAUUAUCCGGUUCCGGGGUAUCUUGCCAUAGGUACCUGAGUGGAAGCUGUACACCAUGUUAAACCUUGCAGGAAUAUCAAUGGUAAAAAAAAAGACCAGGAAAUGAAGAACAAGCAACAGAUUCAGAGGGAGAUUUCAGAAGCGCUGUGCAGGCAUGGCUCCACUUGGAUUCAACGCGAGCUGUGUCUGCUCAGCGCCUUUGUCUCCUAGACCCAUUUCUAAUGUUAUGCUUAUAAACUUUUUCUGCCAGUGCUUUCCCAACCACGUGCUUAGUCUCUUAGUCACAUGUGGACUCAUUCUGAAUUACACUCAGGCUGUUUGCUCUAACCCCGCAGUGCGAAGGAAACAGGGGCUUUAGGACAGGCAUCAGUUGUAUUUAUUAUCACUCGAAUUUGUUUGUCCAACUCUGCACCUGCGAAAAAGGAAAAACAACAUCUUGCCUCAAAUGCAUCGCAAGGAAGCGGGUGAUCGGUCGCAGCCCCUCUGGAAACACGUGAAAUACCUUCUUUCUAUUGUGUAUUAUUUCUUUCUGUAACUGUGUAUUGCAAAUUUCAUUCACAUUAAAAACUA
This is a messenger RNA of Chelonia mydas (Green sea turtle), 1039 nucleotides long. Its product is annotated as scale keratin-like. NCBI's taxonomy places the organism in Eukaryota, Metazoa, Chordata, Testudines, Cheloniidae. Gene Ontology annotation, molecular function: structural constituent of cytoskeleton. The record is from RefSeq and is a predicted model, not a curated record. Gene Ontology annotation, cellular component: intermediate filament. The transcript is spliced from 2 exons. Bases 43 to 531 code for a protein of 162 amino acids.